Molecule: messenger RNA, 363 nt
Organism: Geosmithia morbida
Lineage: Eukaryota; Fungi; Ascomycota; Sordariomycetes; Hypocreales; Bionectriaceae
Exons: 1
Coding region: 1-363 (120 amino acids)
Source: RefSeq, a predicted model, not a curated record
AUGGCUUCCUCGGUCUUGAUCACAACGGCCUCCCUCGUGCUCUUGGCCCUCCUCAUGGUCCACAUCGCUUCAUUCACCGGCCCGGCAGGCGUGACCGAGAGGGUGCACAACACCAUCGACGGCGGCGUCUUCUCCAUGCGCGGGGUAGAGGUUCCUCUGCCGUCGUCGUUUACCGGCAUUCCUGCUAUCGACGGAUGGCUGAGCAUCGUCGUCGUCGUCUUCUCCCAGCUGCAAUUGUACCCUGCCGAUCCGCCGGCUUACUGGCAGUCGCUCGUCUUUCUGACUGAGCUGGCGGGCGUAUAUGCCAUCUUCCUGGCCGAGUCAUGCCGGGAUGUAAAUCGGAGUACCGUCCUGAGAUGGUGA